Cladocopium goreaui is the source of this 1274-nucleotide messenger RNA. Lineage: Eukaryota; Dinophyceae; Suessiales; Symbiodiniaceae. The record is from the annotation of a GenBank genome assembly.
AGGUGCCACUGCCGUCUUGGAGCAGCUGACGCUCACCGGGACUGCCACUAGGCCCCGCGCGAAAUUGGAAUCUGACAUCGAGUCCAUUGGAGCCACUCUGGAUCUCAGCUAUGGUCGGGAACAUUCGAGCUUUAAUAUGACCGUCUUCAAGAGCGAUCUUGCUCAGGGUGUAGACAUCUUGUCAGACAUGGUGACGAAGCCAGCUUUGGCCAACUAUGCCAAGGAAAAAGCCAACAUCCUGCGGAAACUCGAGGAAACUGAGCAAGACACGCGAAAGGUGAUCGAUGACAGGCUGCACGCCUGCGCCUUCCGGGACUAUUCUCUGGGCUUCUCCACCGUUGGACCCUUCGAAAAUAUCGACAGCCUGAGCCAGGAGCAUUUGAAGAAGCACGUCGAAAGUAACUUCACGGCCGACAAGAUGGUCUUGGCGGCAUCAGGAGCGGUGAAGCACGCAGACUUGGUGAAGUUGGCCGAGAAGGCCUUCGGAGGAGUCAAGGCAGGAGCACCAAAAUCCUACAGCACUAAGCCGUACUUCUGCGGUGCGCAGCUCUUGUACCGCAACGACGAGAUGGGCCCCUUGGCCUACAUUUCUACAGCCUGGGAGGCUGUUCCCUACAAGAGUCCAGAUGCCGUCACUUUCAUGGUGAUGCAGGCGAUCAUCGGAAAGUACAAGAAGAAUGUGGGAUUAGUCCCGGGUAACAUCUCAGGCAACCGCUGCGUCAAUGCAGUGGCUAACAAAAUGGGUGUUGGCUGUGCGGAGGAGUAUGAAGCAUUCAUCCAGUUUUACAAGGACACUGGCCUAUUUGGCUUCUACAUUGUGUGCGAUGAGGUCGCGGUGGAACAUGCCAUCGGCGAGCUGAUGUUCAACAUCAACUUGCUCUCCUUCUCCGUCACAGACGAGGAGGUGGAGCGUGCCAAGAGGGAGUUGAAAGCUACGCUGGUGAAUGGUUCGGGAAGCACCCAGGAAAGUUGCAACCAGGUUGGAAAGGAAGUGCUGACCUAUGGCCGCGGUGUGCCACCAGCAGAGAUGAUGCUUCGAAUCGAGGCCGUGGAUGCAGAAGAGGUGAAACGAGUGGCAUACAAGUACCUCAACGACCAGGAGAUCUCUGUGACGGCGCUGGGACCGCUGCACGGCAUGCCGGAGCUCUACAUCUUGCGGCAGGCGACGCAGAUGGUUCGAUAUUAGUUGGCUCCGCGUGAGUGGCAGAUAGUGUUAAGGAGUCCUGGAUGACCCAGCAGACUGAACCAUUUUCCAGGAAAUCUAUGGAAAACUG